AUGUCGGGAAAGUGGGGCUUUUGGCCAGCAAGGCUUACCUCGCGAAAGGCAGCGGAGAAAGAAGGCGCCAGGACAUGGGUCCCCAGACCCACUUUCAACGGAGGCCUUCACGAGCAAAACUUGGACAAGCUGUUGGCUCUGAUUGCUGCCAACCCGGACAAGUUUGUGAAGUUUGUUGAGUCACAGCGAGACGACACGCUGUGUGCUCAGACAUCGGCUGAGGAAGAGGAUCCCUUGGUGGCUCCGAUGUCCUCGACAGAGUUCAUGGAACAGACUUGCGAUGGCAACGGGGAAG
Messenger RNA from Symbiodinium necroappetens, 295 nucleotides. NCBI's taxonomy places the organism in Eukaryota, Dinophyceae, Suessiales, Symbiodiniaceae. The record is from the annotation of a GenBank genome assembly.